AUGCAUUCUUAUAUAGUUGUUGGGCCCUCGGGUACUGGAUGAUGUGAGAGUAGAUUUAUUCCUUCGUUCUUACCUUCAUUCGUUCAUUACAACCCAACAGUCUUUCAUUUAUUUAUCGCUACUCAGAUGCGCGAGUUCCUCUCCUUAACGGCCCUCGCCGCCGUCCUGGCCUCGGCCUCUGCUGCUGCCAUUCCUUCAUCUUCCGCAGCAGGGGCUUCGAAGACUCUGUAUGUGCAGAUUUCCCCACAUCCAGACACCAGUUCCUAACAGCAAACGCAGAAUCUCCAACGCAGCCAGCGGCACCUGCUCCGGCCCCACGAAUAGCAGCCCAUCGAGCUACUGGCUCGCCGAGCAAGACCACAAGGGCAACGCACGCGGGUACGCCCCCAACGUCGACAACGCGAACUACCCCGUCUGGCGCAACGUGCAGACAGACUACAACGCCAGCGGCGACGGGUCCGGCGACCAGACGGCCAGCCUGCAGCGCGCGAUCAACGAUAACGGCAGCGACGGCAGCCGCCAGAGUAGCGGCGUCACGCGGUACCCGGCCGAGGUGUAUCUCCCCGGGGGGACGUAUACUCUGGGGAGUACGCUGGAGCUGCGCGUCGGGACGGUCAUUACGGGUGAUCCGUUGGAUGUGCCGGUGUUGAAGGCGAAGGAGGGGUUUGAGGGGCAGGUGCUGGUGAAGGGGUAUGAUGAGGGGAAUGGGAACCCCGAGACGAGUUUCAUGACGCUGAUGCGGAAUGUUAAGUUGGAUAUGACGGCGUUGGCUGGGGAUGUCGAGGUUACGGCGCUGCAGUGGGGUGUUGCGCAGGGCGCUGGGUUGACAAAUGUCAAGAUUGAGAUGCCGGAGAAUUCGAGCGGACAUACCGGCAUUGACAUUAAGUCUGGGUCGACGAUUGCGGUGACGGAUGUGGAAAUCACCGGCGGAGCCACCGGUAUCAGGAACUCCAACCAGCAAGUCAACUUCAAGAACAUCUCUUUCAAAGGCUGCACUACCGCGUUUGAGGCGGCGGGUGGUCACACGGCACUGCUGCAAGGCGCCACCUUCGACACUUGCGGCGUGGGCAUCGACAUGACCGGUAAUGGACUGGGGAGUUUGGUGCUGCUGGACUCGGCAUCGAUCAAUUCCGGCACGGUGGUGAAGUUCUACGACUCAUCCAACGAUGGAGGCAAACGCAACAGCCAGCUUUUAAUCCAGAACCUUUCGCACGACAACGACAACGACAUCGCCGUCGACAACAACGGCAAGGUGCAGCUGAAGGCCACUAAGCAGGUCGAUACCUGGGUUUGGGGCAACGUCACGCCCGGCCAGUACGAAACCGGCACCAGCUUUAGCACCUCGCGCCCUGACGUGCUGCUGGACAACGGCAGGUUCUUCACCAAGAAGCAGCCUACUUAUGCCGAGUACGCGGCCGACCAGAUCGUCAAUGUCAAGUCCGUCGACGGCCACACCGUCAAGGGUGACGGAUCCACGGAUGACACCGAAUCCCUGAACGCCAUUCUGGCUGACAACGCGGCCAACUGCAAGAUCACCUAUUUCCCGUACGGCGUGUACAUCGUCAAAGACACACUGAAGAUUCCCACGGGGUCGCGCAUCGUGGGCGAAGCGUGGGCAGUCAUUGCGGGCGCCGGCGAGGCUUUCAAAGACGCCCAGAAGCCCAAGACGGUGGUGCAGAUCGGCCAGCCCGAUGACGUCGGGGUGAUCGAGAUCCAGAACAUGCGCUUUUCGGUCGCCGAGAUCCUCCCCGGAGCCAAGAUCCUCGAGAUCAACGCCGCCGGCAGUCAACCUGGCGACGUUGGGCUCUGGAACACGAUCGUGACUGUCGGCGGCACGGCGGAGACCUCGGUCUCGAACGACUGCACCGACCAGGACACCUCGAACUGCAUGGCGGCUUUCAUGGUCCUGCACCUGACCGAGAGCUCGUCGGCCUACCUCGAGAACUUCUGGGGCUGGACCGCGGACCACAACCUCGACGACGGGCCCACCACCAUCAUCUCCACUGGUCGCGGCAUCCUCGUCGAAGCGACCAAGGGCACCUGGCUCACAGGCACCGGGUCCGAGCACCAUUGGCUCUACAACUACAACUUCCACCACGCGAAGAACGUCUACGCGGGCCUGCUGCAGACCGAAAGUCCCUACAUGCAGGGCAACGGGGCCGUCAAGUUGGCUCCGGCGCCGUGGACCGCUGAUUCACAAUACGGCGACCCGAACUUCUCGUGGUGCGACGAAGGAGAUGGCGCCUGCCGCAGCGCGCUGGCGACCAACGUUGACGGCGGGUCCGACAUUCUGCUCUACAAUUCGGCGGCGUGGGCGUUCUUCAACGGCGAGUGGGAUGGCAGCUACGGCGACCAGUGCGACGGCGCCUGCCAGACCAACAUGAUGCGGGUGACAGGAGACCCGGAGAAUCUGGUCUGGUACUCGAUCAACACCCGGAAGACGGACGUGAUGGUCCUGGACGGGGAGGACAAUCCGAAGGAAGAGAACCACCCGGGCGGAUGGGAAGCCAUUAUUCAGGCAUACCGGCAGUUUGAAAAGGGAGGCAACUAGAUUUUUGUUGUUUGCGAUGUGCAGGAAGCAGUGGUGGUUGG
Aspergillus steynii IBT 23096 is the source of this 2592-nucleotide messenger RNA. RefSeq names its product glycoside hydrolase family 55 protein. The transcript has 2 exons. The record is from RefSeq and is a predicted model, not a curated record. NCBI's taxonomy places the organism in Eukaryota, Fungi, Ascomycota, Eurotiomycetes, Eurotiales, Aspergillaceae. Gene Ontology annotation, molecular function: polygalacturonase activity. Bases 230 to 2551 code for a protein of 773 amino acids.